UGAAACAAGCUCAUGAAUUACUGACUAUGGCUAAGGAACUUGAGCAAUUCAAGUGUCCACUACUCGACAAGUUUGUCGCCGGGGGCAUCAUCGCCAAGCUUCCUCCCUCGUGGAGGAACUUUGCUACUUCACUAAAACACAAGAGACAAGAAAUCUCUAUGGAGAACCUGAUUGGGACUCUUGAUGUUGAGGAGAAGGCGAGAGCAAAAGAUGCUGGCCCCAAAUGCAACACACAAGAGGGUACAUCCACUACCAACAUGGUUCAAAGGAACAACCACAACAACAGUAACAACAAGGAAAAGGAAAAAGCAUUCAACAAUGCUGGUCCAAAGAACACUACCACUUUCAAGAAGAAGAAGAAAGGAGGCAACAAAAACAAGGAUCCUUGCUUUGUGUGCGGAGGACUUGGCCAUUGGGCGAGUAACUGCAAGGAGCGCAAAGGGGGACAGAUUCGGAAAAAGUUUGCUAAUUUGACCAUUGGCAACAAUGAAGAUGCAGGCAGGCCAUCAACUCCUCAGUGACGAUGGGGAACGGCGCCCAUGCUUCUGUUCAUGGUGUUGGCACGGUGGAUCUGAAGUUUACUUCGGGAAAGAUCGUGCAGCUGAGGAACGUGCAGCAUGUGCCCUCCAUUCAGAAGAAUCUUGUUA
Brachypodium distachyon (stiff brome) is the source of this 647-nucleotide messenger RNA. RefSeq lists its product as uncharacterized. The record is from RefSeq and is a predicted model, not a curated record. NCBI's taxonomy places the organism in Eukaryota, Viridiplantae, Streptophyta, Magnoliopsida, Poales, Poaceae. The coding region runs from base 27 to 521 and encodes 164 amino acids. The transcript has 2 exons. Gene Ontology annotation, molecular function: zinc ion binding; nucleic acid binding.